GCGAAGCGGCCCCAAAGGACCUUUCACCUGUCUGUAAACUUGCCGAAGUUCAUUCAGAACCCGGGGCUGCAAGUUCAGGAAAUGCUUGACUCUUUUAAGUGUCUGGGGCAGAGAAGAAGGCAGACAUCAGCCCAGGUGUGACGAUUAAAGAAAGCAGAGGUUGAUUUGACAGCCCGAAGAGUUAACAAAUCCAGAACCAACGCAGGAAUGGGGAGUAAACCACACCCCACCGGGGCGCGGAGCCCACUUGCUGGAGGAAAAUCCUAUUGGCAUUGGGGAGGCAAGGAGCCACCCCUGGGCGCGGCCUCCAGGGGGCAGGCGAUCGCCCGGGGAAGCGGGCACUGGGCGAGGCCGAGCCGGAGUCCUCCGCAGCUGCCCGCCGCGCAGGGCCCGCGCACCUCGCCGUGCGCCUCUGGACUCGCGCCCCGCGCCGACCUGUGCGCCGCCGGAAUGCCGCCCCUGGCUCACAUCUUCCGAGGGACUUUCGUCCACUCCACCUCAAUCUCCCCCAUGGAGGUGCUUCGAGAUCACCUCCUUGGCGUGAGCGACAGCGGCAAAAUAGAGUUUUUGGAAGAAGCAUGUCAGCAAGAAAAACUAGCCAAAGAAUGGGGCUUCAAAUCAAGUGAUGUGAGAGAGCUGGGCCACCAUGAGUUCUUCAUACCUGGGCUGGUAGAUACACACAUCCAUGCCCCUCAGUACGCCUUUGCUGGAAGUAAUGUGGACCUGCCACUUUUGGAGUGGCUGAAGACCUACACAUUUCCUACAGAGCAUAAAUUCCAGAGCACCACACUUGCUGAGGAAGUCUACACCAGAGUUGUGAGGAGAACAUUAAAGAAUGGAACAACCACAGCUUGCUACUUUGGCACAAUUCACACAGAUGCAUCCCUGCUCCUUGCAGAGAUUACAGAUAAAUUUGGGCAACGGGCAUUUGUUGGCAAAGUAUGCAUGGAUUUGAAUAACAGUGUUCCAGAAUACAAGGAAACCACUGAUGAAUCAGUCAGGGAAACAAAAAGAUUUGUGUCAGAAAUGCUUGAAAAGAAGUAUUCCAGAGUGAAGCCCAUAGUGACACCACGUUUUGCCCUUUCCUGCUCUGAGACUUUGAUGGGGGAACUUGGCAGCAUUGCUAAGGCCCAUGAGUUGCACAUUCAGAGCCAUAUAAGUGAAACUCUGGAUGAAGUUGAAGCAGUGAAAAACUUGUUCCCCAGUUAUAAGAACUACACAGAUGUCUAUGAUAAAAAUAAUCUUCUAACAGAUAAGACGGUGAUGGCGCAUGGCUGCUACCUUUCUGCAGAAGAACUGGACAUAUUCCAUGAACGAGGAGCUUCCAUCUCACAUUGUCCCAAUUCUAACUUAUCGCUCCACAGUGGCUUUCUAAAUGUGCUUCAGGUCCUGAAACAUAAAGUGAAGAUAGGCCUGGGGACAGAUGUGGCUGGUGGUUAUUCAUAUUCCAUGCUUGAUGCAAUCAGAAGAGCAAUAAUGGUUUCCAAUGUCCUUUUAAUUAAUAAGGUAAAUGAGAAAAGCCUCUCCCUCAAAGAUGUCUUCAAACUAGCUACUCUUGGAGGAAGUGAAGCCCUGGGACUGGAGAGUAAGAUUGGAAACUUUGAAGUGGGGAAAGAAUUUGACGCCCUCCUGAUCAACCCCAAAGCAUCUGACUCUCCCAUCGACCUAUUUUGUGGGCAUUUUACUGGUGAUGCUUCUGAUGCUAUUAUUCAGAAGUUCUUCUAUCUAGGAGAUGACCGAAAUAUUGAGGAGGUUUACGUGGGCGGAAAGCAGGUGGUUCCAUUUUCUAGCUCAGUGUAAGACCCUUGGGCAUCUGUCUACAAGGUUCUCCUGGGAUGACCUGGCUCUGUAUCUCCCUUGUGUCCAGGCAGGGUCAGAAAGUCAAAACCAGUACCUCAUUCUUGGGAUGAUGGUCUCUUUCUGUGUCUAGUUAGUGUAUUCACCUGGUAAAUUGUUUGAAGGAAGUGUACUUACUCUCAGCUCUGGCUGGCAGGUUCAUAAUUUCAUGAAAAUCUUUUGAGCUGUUCAGAUUGACUUUAAGCUCUAGCAAAAGAGAAUCCUAUUGCUAAUGGUGGCUCAUUAUGAGAAUGAAGUAAAAUCUUUUUCAUAUGUGGAAAUGCUGAGAAAAAAAGAUAUUUCUAUCUGGUUAGAUAUUUUGAGGUAUUAAGUAUGAAAAUUAUGGAACUGAAAAUGGUCCCAUGGGUAUAUUUUUAUGAGGGAGCAAAAGUUAGAUGGUGAACAAAUGUUGGAAAAUAACUUCAGAUUGUAUUUGAAAAUUAUAUCCAGAGCAUACCGAUUUUAAAAGGCAACUUACUGAAUUUCAAAAUGUAUUUCUAGAUUGACCUUGUGUUAGAAAUAUGCAUUUCAGAGACAUGUGAUUUUGUGUUUUGCCUUCUUUCAGGGAUGAAUAUCAGAAAUUGAAAGCCACAUGCUUUUUAAAUAUAGUUUUGUGCUUCAAAGUGUUUGACUUAGGAAUAUUAUUCAUAUAACCACAUGGCAUAAAUUGUUGUAUUUUGUGUACUUUAAAAUCAUCUUAAUUUGUAACUGUGUGAUGUUAUAAUUGCUUCAUUUUAUUAUAAGAGAAACAGAUUCCAUAAACCAUUGUUGUAUAGAUUUGCAUCUUCAUAAAUUGGGGCGAGUAAUUGGGUGUUGCAGAGCUGUAGAUGCUGACAGGACAGGCUCCUUUGCAACGGCCUAUUCCACCCAACACUAUGCUGUAGUUGCUGGAGAUGUUAUCCUCAAAUAUCAAUAUGCUAGAGCUUUAAAAUGAAGGACAAAUUAUGUUAAAAAUAUUAUUAAAAAUCUUUAAACUCUGUA
Heterocephalus glaber (naked mole-rat) is the source of this 2817-nucleotide messenger RNA. RefSeq names its product guanine deaminase (gene Gda). Lineage: Eukaryota; Metazoa; Chordata; Mammalia; Rodentia; Bathyergidae. Gene Ontology annotation, cellular component: cytosol. Gene Ontology annotation, biological process: guanine catabolic process. The record is from RefSeq and is a predicted model, not a curated record. Gene Ontology annotation, molecular function: zinc ion binding; guanine deaminase activity.